AUGGUGCUCUCAAACAUCUUCAGAUUGACUGGUUAUGAGAGGCUUCACUGGGUUCUCUUGACACCAGAAGCUGGGGGGCCAGCCGGGGGCACAGAGGCUGCCAAUCUGGUGUUAGAGGCGUUUUUAAAGCUUCUGAACCUGGGGCACUUGACAACAUGGAGAGUAAUACCAAGCGAUGAUACAAAAACAGGGGGGGGAGUACAGACCUCCCCCCUCGAGCUCUGGCACUUUGAGACGGUGUCCUCCGCCCCCAGCGAUGAUCCAAACAAAGAACUGCUGAUGCUGCUACCCGGCUUCCAAGUGACCGCAACUGGAACAUGGAGCCCCCAAUCACGGCAGCCAUCGGUCUCUGACGCGCUCUCGCAAGCAAUCGCCAAUAAGCUGGAAAGGGCGUUCAAGGACCUGUCCUACCACAAAUUUGGGGACGUGUUCAUCCGCACCGGACGACAAGACCCGUCAGUAGAGAGUCCCCUCCUUGCGUGCGAGGUCCGUCUUUUGAGCAGCCCCGACUCCCUCUACCUCCAGGCGAAUGUUUCAAGGCGGAAUGUGCGCCGUCUUAAACUGAGCGACCUUUCCGCCAGUCGCCCGCUCAAAGUCAUCUGCAGCCCCUCUGGCGAGCCCGCCUUCCUUCUCGGCUCUUGCUCCCCUGAACUCGUGGCACGGCUAACCCAGCCUGACUUAACCCAACCCCUCGACUUCGAGCCACGUUCUGAGGACUUGGACAGCCGGGAAAAGCACCGGGCUGCGAAGAAGUCUGAAAAACGACGGGGAAAGCAUGAGGGUCGUGCGGAGGGGAUUGGUCAGCAUGUGGAAGUACAGUUUGACGGGAGCUCACAUGCGGGCAUAAAGGCUGGGGUUACCAGGCGGCCAUCCGAAACCCUUCGAAACCCUCUGGAGUUGGAUAAGGUCGAAGUGGAACAGCGGCCGGCUGGAAUACUAGAAGACGAGUCUGAGGAGAAUCGGGAGGCGGAUACACAGACGGGUCGGGAUUCUGAUCACCCGCCUGCCGGCGGCCCUGCCACUGCUGAAGAAUCGGACAGGGGGUUUCAGGUCCUCAACAAGGCUUCAGUCGCUCAAAGUCUCUCUGCACUUGAUUGCCCUAAACAGAGUCCAGACCAACUGAAUCCGGCCGGACGAACUUCGGCCGGGCGGAACUCAGCUGGGCCGGACAGGCUGAUCCUCCCGGUUGAGCGGGUGCUGGUCUCACUGCCGAACCUCAGGCAAUGCGCGGCCGAGCUCCGGAUCGGCAUGGGUUUAGAGACGGUUAGCGGUGUCGGCGUCACAAACGGUUUCGAAAACCCGCAGGUGGCCAGCCUUGCCGGCUGGCCGUCCGAGCAAGAAGCCAGCGACGAUGACAGCGGAAGCGAAAGCGGAAGCUUAGUUGACACCGACGCAGAGGACGAGCCUGCGGAGGGGCAGUUGCCAGAGCCUGGUGUCAAGGCGGAGGUCGCGGGUCACAAGCGGGACCGGUCAGAGGGGCUGCGGAAAGACGACGGACCGCCUAGUAAAGUGCAGAAAACCGAGGGGGGGGCGCAAAGUUUGGAGCUUUUGGGUUCCGGGGCUGGGGAAGGGGGCGCCGGCACCGGAGCGGGCUGGUGGCAGGACGACGGGAUGGAGGUGGGGCUCCUAGCGGAUUUCGCGGACUUCGGGGACGCGUUUGCGGACGUGGGGGGCUUUGGCGAGCUCCCCGGAACAUCACCUAAAGGCAGCCCCGAAGCCGCCACAGAAGCACCCAUCCUCGAGGACGUCAUUUCCCCAAGUGCCUCUGCUGCUGAGCCGUUACCUGGUGCUCGCGACGGAACCGCUUCCCAUUUCUCGGCAGGAGCAAGCGAAGUGGACCCCAGUGAACCUUUAAAGGUUCUGUUGGACGACCUGUUUUUGGAGCCCACAACCAACGAACGGCCGCUUUCCAAAGGUCUUCAAGAAGGUUCUCCGAGUCCAACCUACAGUCUAGCGCAGACUAAACCCUCAGGGGGGGUCGCUGAAGAGGACGACGGGCUGCUCUUGGUUCCCCCCGAGUACAGGGCGGCUCAGCUGAGUCUGCCAGCGCGGAGCGAUUCCUCCCAUGAGGACGCGACCCGUGUCCGUUAUCGACCUGAGGAGACGAAAGUCGACUUUAUUCGGGCGGUGCUUGGGCAGGGAAAGGGCACGGCUUAUGAGGCGCUGCCAGCUGGCACGUCCGGAUUGGAUGAGGGUCCGGCUGAGGAAGUGCAGCUAAGGGGAAAGUAUCCGAAGCCGAGGGUGCGGAAAACCCGGAAAGGGGAGCUGGUUGUGGCGGAGAGAAGUGGGGAACAUCUAGAGGGUUCCGGGAAGCCGAACGACGGAAACGGAAGCGAGCCAAGGGAUGCGCAGGAGGAAGUCGGGAGAGCGGGAGAACGGAAGGCCGGAAAGCGGAACAGUGAAGGAAAGGGGCGCCCCUUUGAGCAGAAGGAGGAAGGCUUGAGCGGACAACGUUUUUCCGCUCGGCUGCGGAGCGUCGUUGCUACAGACCUAGUGCUCUUGCAACGGGAGGCUGCCAGGCUGACCCGAAGAAACGGGCUUUUGGCAGCGGCUAGCAAUGACGGAAUCGGUUCAGAAACGGGUUUUCUGCAACCCAGUGCCGACGCUUUGGCGGGGAUCCAUUCUGAGUGGGCGGGGUCUGCAAGUGCUCCGAACCAGCAGCAACCGGGGCUGCUUUUACGAGGGUCUGUGGAAGGAAGCUCCGACAAGGGGUUCCAAAAAGCAACGCCGGAUUGGGGGGCUGGGGUGGAAAGAAAGCGGAGACUGCUUUCUCCGCUCUUGUUGCAACAGGCAGUCUCGGGUUGCCACAAUAUUGAAGCCGGGUUUAGAACCGGUCCCUGGGACGAACCGGAGCUCGCAGCAGUUGGACCGGUAUCUGCUGUUGCAGUUGCUGAGGUGUUGGCUUCGGAUGUCUCUGAAGCGUUUCGGGCCGCGUUUGGGGAGGAUAAGUUUUGCGGUCCGCUGACGGUUGAUGAGCUGUGUCAAGAGAAGAGUUUCGGGGGAGUGCUCAAGCCUCCCCUCGCGAUGCAAAUUGGGUCUCCUGCAAUCGAGCACCCAGUGACACCCCCCCAGCUAUGGGCCGUCACCCUAAAACCUUCCGGGGGGGUCGGUUCCGCAGGCAAAUCUGUCCCCCCGCUAGAGAACCCGGACGUAACGGAUGCGGAGACGGUGGAAACGGACGUGGGCAUUUUCAAGCUUCUGAGCGCCCCCCCGUUUCUGGUCGGGUACCAGGAAGACUGGCUGAGGAUUCCGCAGGGGGUUCUGAAGCAGUGGGAAAAGGCCCCCCUGGAGCCAUACGCGGCCCCGAAAUCGGUUGUUUACUACGCUUUCUGCCCUGCCACUUCGGAGCUGGUUUCGCUGUGCGGACGGUAUUUAAAGGAGGUCGGAUCGACGUACGAGAUGUGCCAGCUGGGCAGCCACGUGGCAGCUUCCCUGCCACCCGAUCUGGCUACUGCAAGCGCCCCAGGGAUUGCGUCAGUGGCAAUUGCUUCAGAUCCGACGGUUGGAAACGAGGCUACUCUGAAGUCGGGGGGGGAACGGGUAGAGGCGUUUGUGGAGGGUAUUCGCACCGCGGCAACAAGGCUGCGACUAGUCGGUGGGAAUGGGCGCGAGGGCAGAGAAGGCAGCGAGGACCCGUGCGUGGUGGUCUACGUGGUUCUCCCGCUCUGCACCGACGACCAGGCGAAAACCGCAACCGCGACAAUCGCAAGUAUCCUUUCGGGGGACAGAACCGGACACCGGACCUCCGGAACCAGCGGAAUCUCACUCGGGGUCACUCAAACCAGCCUCGCAGAUACCCGGCUCACUCUGCAAGUCAUUUCGGAAAGAGACGUGACGCGGGCGGGGUUCCAAACCGGGGCGCAGGAAGCUUUCAAGCGGGUCGCUUUCGACGUGUACACAAAGGCCCGGGGAACGAAUCGCAAGCUGCCACGUGGCAUUAAUAUCGACGGUUCUUCGAAGGGCAAGGCGCAGGAGGAGGGUGCGGGGUCGGGCGACCCAGGAGGGGACGGGCCGCUCUUGUUUGAGCCGCUGGUUGUGUUGGCGGAGCACCCCCCGAUCUGCCCGGUUGGACCUACCGGGCGCUCGGAAGAGAGGGAGACGGGCGAACUAGAGGCGGGGGAACACGAUCUCGGGGCGGGCUCCUCGGUGCAUUGCUGCUAUGUGUGGGCGAAUGACGGGGCGACACUUGUCAGCGUGUGGACCGACGGACAGGGGGAGCUGCUCGAUGCGUACGUCCAGACUCUUGCGGGCGACAAUGCUCUGCGGAGUCGGAGAACGGACGUUGCAGAAAUUGGGGGGUCACUUUCGGCAGGAAUGGCAGAGCUUUUGCAGCCAGGACUGGCUGAAGGGGACGGACCAGAAUUGUCCCAGUCCGGGGGGGUUCAACGAAGAGCGGGGCCCUUGGAGAAUGAUUUGAAUCUAGAGCCUCCGCAGAAGGAUACGCACUUAGAAGUAGAGGGUGCGUGUUCACACCAGGCUUUGGAGGCUCUGCUGGGCGGACUCCUGGACCAGUGUGAAUAUCUACUUGCGCUGGUGGAGGCGGCCAUCCCCGAAGGCGAGAUCUCCCCCCCUUGCCACGUCAUCAUGUCCCGCCUUGGGGGGAUCCCCCACGAGGAGUCGCUGGUUUGGGCGCGCCUCCUAGGAGGGCGUCAGCAUGACGUCAGCAAGAUGCUCCGGCCGGUCCUGCACGCUGGUCGGUCUCCGCCAAGUGGCGCCGAUAUGGCGCAUGACGAGCGCUUCGCUUCAGGGGGUGUGCCGGGCCACGGGCGAAACCUCAGCCUCGAAAUGGGGGGCGACGCGCUCCCCCCUGACAUGGAACGGUUCCCAUUUUUGGAGCAGCAGUGCCUGAGCCCUGUCUCCCCCGGCGCGUUCGGCGGCCGCUUUGGGGGAGGUGACGAACGCGGUUUCCAGAGCCCCCCCGAAACGGGGAGAAGGGAGCCACGUGGGUCACUUGCAAGCGUCACGUUGGUAGUGCUUGAGCGGGAGCGCAGCCUGCAGUUGGUGCACGGGGGAGACGAGCGGCAGGGAAGCGGCAGCAACCCGAUUGCCGGCAUGUCCGCCCGCGCGGUGCCCCCAAACCGGAACGACCAGCUUUUCAUCCCCUCCAAGCCGCUGCAACGCCUAACCCGCGGUCUAAGUCAAGACGGGCAAGUUGAACCCCCGCUAACCCCAGUCGCAAGCGGCUACCUCUUGGGUGACGUCAGGGACGAGACGCGUGCCGUUUGUGACGUCAUGUCCGGGGUCGGAUCGUUCGUGGCCGGGGACGACUGGCCGGCCGCAGUACGCGUGGACUUGAUCAGCCACUUCGCGGUUUGCGUCGACAAUGUAAAUACACUCACCCCGGUAGAAAAUGGUCAGCAGGGCGCAAAACUGCUAGAGUCGAUCAUUGAGGGCUUCCAUGCUCUGUCGUGGUUAAACGCCACCGACACCGGGGGCUGCAGAAGUUCCGUUCUGCCUAUGCAUGCGGCUAUGGUAGAGCGGAUUGUUGACAGUGUUAUCGACUGA
Molecule: messenger RNA, 5505 nt
Organism: Klebsormidium nitens
Lineage: Eukaryota; Viridiplantae; Streptophyta; Klebsormidiophyceae; Klebsormidiales; Klebsormidiaceae
Source: the annotation of a GenBank genome assembly